CGUGGUCUCCCCGAAAGGGAUAUCAGUGCGUAUAUGAGUCGUACUUCGAGAAUGAUACGAAGUUAUGGUUUCCGAUACCUCGACUCGUCACCGCCUACACGAUGCGCCGAGGAGUUGCUCUGAGCCAGUUCUUAAAUGGCGCUUGGCGCCUAGCAGUUGCGCUGAUGGUGAUUGGGGCAGAAGCCGGUGCCGCUCUCAGUGUCCGAGCAUUCGAGGAACUGGUUUCGGUGAAGAUCAAUCAGGGCCUGUUGUCGCUAAAGAUACGUCCCAACUACAAUGUGGUAACGGGCUAUCCGUCCAAGACGAACGACUGGCAGCGAUCGUACUUUUACGUCAAGUCCGAUCGCUCGGCUUUCGAGGAGCCGCUGAAGACCGGUUACCGUGUUCUUUGGAACAAUGAAUUUGUCCCUCACUCGAAUACCGCGGAGUACGAGGAAGAUUUUUUGGAGAGUGCUCGGAUCGUCGCGUCUCAAAGGCAAGAUCUUUGGGAGAACUUCUCGUACGGGAGGAUUCGCAGGUCGGCUGAUCGGAUUAGACUACGUAAGUCUCUCCUCCUUUCCUUUUGUUCGGUUUCCUCAGGGAUCCUAAGUCGCCCCCCCCUUUUUGUCCUUGCAGAGGUUUGGCGUUCGGAUACUGUUCCGAUUAUCACCAAGAAAUCGAAAAGAAUCAACCUGUUCAACAAGGCCGAGCAGACGGAGAUCAAUCGGGCCAGAGUUAUGAGGGAAUUGCCGGAUCUGAGCUUGGUGGUUGGGAAGCAACUUGGGUUUGUGGAGCCGGACCAAAACUCCAACGCAAACUCACCUAAUCUCGAGGAACCUAAUGCGACUGAGUCAGAUGAGGCUCAGCUCGUGAGGAAAACGGGGAACAAGAGAAAAGAGAGGGAAGGCGCUUCUUCCGAGGGGAAACAGACCGAGGAGACUUCCACCGGUGGGGGUGCCAGGUCGGAGAAGAAAAGGGCGCGAAAGGAUUUCGCAGAGGCUCGACCUUCUUCUGUGGAGGAAGGGGAGCUCCAAGCCUUGGAGCCUAGUAACGGCUCUCGAGACGACGCUCUCCCGAAUCCAUCUCCCGGUGGCGGUCAAGCGGGUGAGCAUCAAGAGACUUCUUCUAAAGUGAAGAAGAAGUCGAAAAAGAACAAAAAGAAGAAUAACGGCGGAUCCUCGGGGCAGGAGGGGGCGCCCGAGAAGGAGACCGUGGGAGCCCCGACUGCUGCCGUUUCUCUCCCAAAGGCGGCGGUUCGCGAAGAUGCCGGGGGAUCAAGCAGGUCCGCUCCGAAGGCUCAGGAGAAGGACGUUGUGCCGAAGGACCUUCAGGGGUUUUGUCCGGACAAGGUCGACUUUAUCUUUAAGCGGGAUACUCCUCUUGUUUGCAACGAGAGGGACUGUGCUCGCUUUGUCCGCCAAGUCCGGGGGAGCAGAAAGCAUCUCCCACUCGUCAAGGAUCUCGUCUUCCAAGACGAUUACACCGCCGCCGCCGGUUCUUCGGUUAAGGUAAGGAUAGUUUUUGCGUUUCGUCCGUUCCUCGUCUUUUUCCUAACUUGGUUGUCUCACUCUCUCUUUGAUGUGCUGCAGAGCCAAGGGGAUUGGAAUGAAGUCGUCCGUAAGUACGACGAGGAGCUGAAGAGGACCUAUGGUGUGAUCGAUAGGCAGCGACACAACACCAGGGAAGCGACGCAAGCCCUAGAGGUCAUGCUUCGCAAGAAAAACGAUGCGGUCAUCCGGGAAGAGGCCAUGAGGGAUGAGCUCCUCCAGAAGGAGACGGCUAUGAACAAGGAGCUGAAGCGAGCCCGGGAGUUGGUUAAGACACUCGAGAAAGAGAAAGCCAAGUUGGCAGACGAGAAGAAGAUCCUCGAGGAAGAGAGGGCUGCCGCUGCCAUAGCGCAUUCCAAGGAGAUGGAUCGUCUCCGAGAGUCGCGCCGCUAUGAGGUUACUCACGAGCGGAUCCGAGUGAUGGCUGUGAUGCACGGAAAGGCUGCUGCUCGCUUCCAGAGGAUUCGAGAGCGGGAGACUCGUCGCGACAGUUUUGAGGAUGCGAGGUGUAUGCUCGGACAGGCUCGCGGAAUGAGACGUUGUCUUGAAGGGAUGAAGGCAACAGGUAAAAGCAUCUCUCAAGGAGAUAUCGAUACCUAUGCCGAGCAAGAGAAAUAUUACGACGCGGAGGUGAAGCGUUUGGUCGUAGACGAUCUUGCUGAGAAGGACCUCUCUUUGUCCCCUCUUGUGCUCGAGUCGAGGUUCGUCAUCCAAGAGAUAUUGGAUAAAGUCGACAAGUACGGGUCGAACAUGGACUUGCUCGACUCUGAGGCUGCCAGGGCUCUUCGCACUCCACUCAGGGGACCAGAGGAUCAAUCCGAAGGACCGUCGAAGAGCCUUCUCGAAACCGUCCAGUCGCCAGCUCACCCUGACGCCAUCCUUCCGGAAAAUGCUCCGGUGGUCGAAGAAACGACCAAGCCAGCUUCCGAGGUUCCGAUCUCCGAUACGCCGAUCAAGACGGUGGAUAUCACCGAUUCGCCGUCGCUUGAAGUGUCAGGCUCUGGCGUGAGCGGGGAGCGCUCCGAGGAAGAUCCCCUUGUCUCGGGAUGACUUUAAAUGUUUGUUGUAUCCGUUUUUCGGCCUUUCGGCCUUGUUCGUCUAAAACUUAUUUCCUUUUCUCGGCUAAGGCCUUUGUUGUAUGGAUUUGGUGCCUUCGGUUUUAUUUUUAGGCAAAUGUUUCCUCA
Raphanus sativus (radish) is the source of this 2710-nucleotide messenger RNA. Its product is annotated as meiosis-specific protein ASY2-like. The transcript is spliced from 2 exons. Lineage: Eukaryota; Viridiplantae; Streptophyta; Magnoliopsida; Brassicales; Brassicaceae. The record is from RefSeq and is a predicted model, not a curated record. The coding region runs from base 102 to 2576 and encodes 824 amino acids.